AUGGGUCUCCAUCUCGAUUCUCGAUGCACUUGGAGAAAGACUUACUUCAAUUUUUUGAAAGAAAUAUCUAUAAAAGACUCUUCACUUGAUGAAUUCAAGAAGAAAGCUGCGGAUUUGGCAUUGAAAUAUAGUUCCUAUUUGAAUCCGUAUGAAUUCAUGAACGAAUUAGAGAGCUUUAAAUUUCGAGCAUAUGCAAUGUUUACGCACUUGGGCAACAUGAAUGCUCUUGAUAUUCUUCAGAAAAUGCGUGAAUUGUCGCUUCAAACAAUAUAUCCAAAUCUGGACACAGCUCUCAGGAUAUUCUUAACGUUACCAGUGACCACAGCAACAUGUGAACUGUCGUUUAGUAAAUUGAAAUUAGUGAAAACUUACUUAAGGUCCUCGAUUGGACAGGAGAGGCUAGCCAAUUUGGCAAUUAUAUCAAUAGAGAGGAAUCCAUUUGCUAGUGGUUUAGAAUUUUACGAUGAUAAAAUAGAUGUUUUCGCUGAAACCAAAGCAAGAAGGGUUAAGUUUUAG
Harmonia axyridis is the source of this 516-nucleotide messenger RNA. RefSeq names its product zinc finger MYM-type protein 1-like. Gene Ontology annotation, molecular function: protein dimerization activity. Bases 1 to 516 code for a protein of 171 amino acids. The transcript has a single exon. NCBI's taxonomy places the organism in Eukaryota, Metazoa, Arthropoda, Insecta, Coleoptera, Coccinellidae. The record is from RefSeq and is a predicted model, not a curated record.